This is a messenger RNA of Cololabis saira (Pacific saury), 2817 nucleotides long. It is a transcript of the gene ints14, whose product is annotated as integrator complex subunit 14. Gene Ontology annotation, cellular component: integrator complex. The record is from RefSeq and is a predicted model, not a curated record. Gene Ontology annotation, biological process: snRNA 3'-end processing. The coding region runs from base 375 to 1913 and encodes 512 amino acids. The transcript is spliced from 11 exons. NCBI's taxonomy places the organism in Eukaryota, Metazoa, Chordata, Actinopteri, Beloniformes, Belonidae.
UUCACUGCACAUUAUGACAGUCGAUGGCAAACAAAAACACAGAGCGGCUUGUGCAUUUUAGUGCUAUUUUAUCAGGUUAUGCCAGUUUUUGUACUCUAAAGUUGUUAAAGUGAAUAGUUUUCCAUAUUAUUUGAUACACAGCAACCAUAGGGUUUUCUCCCAUUGGUCUCUUAAUCGAUAAAUGACAGGUUGCUAAAUAACUAGCCCAGACGAGCUAGCAGUCUUGUGUGAACAUGCGUCCCCUCAUAACGUCCUAACUUGCUUUUGUUUGCUGGCCAAACCCUAGAGUCGAGUGCUGACAGUGCUGACAGUUGCACCCUGAAAACAGGUGUGGGGUUCAUUGUAUUUGAGCAGAUCUCCGCCAGCAGGGAGCCAUGCCGACCGUGAUCCUGGUGGACGCGUCUCUGUCCAUGACGCGGCCGGUGUCCCUGGACGGCAGCGAGGAGUUCCAGAGGAAGAACCUGGCGGUGCACGGACUCAACAUGCUGUUUGAACACAUGGCCUCGAACUACCGCCUGGAGUUCACUGCACUGAUGGCCUUUUCCUCCCUCUGGGAGCUGCUGGUGCCUUUCACCAGGGAUUACAACGCUUUACAGGAGGCACUUGGCAGCCUGGAAGAUUAUGACAAGACCUGUAUUGAAUCAGCUCUUCACGGGGUCAGUAACGUUGUUCAGCAGGAGUGGGGCAGUUCCUGUCCCUGUCAGAUGGUGCUGGUUACUGAUGGAUCUCUUGGUAUUGGAAAAGGCUCUCUGCGCCACGCCCUCCAAAACCUAAAGCACCGUGGGGAUGACAAGAAGUUCCCACUCCCUUUCCCCUUCCCCACCAAACUCUUCAUCAUGUGUGUAGCCAAUGCUGAAGAGUUACAAAUGACCGAUGCGAUGGAUAACUUGGAGGAGCUUCUUCGUCUCAGUGGAGGAGAUGGACAGAUCUUCACUUUGGAUGGACCGCUUUGCAUGAAGAGUGUACAAGCAAUGUUUGGGAGGCUGAUCGAUCACGCGUACUCUCCCUUCCACGCGGUGUUGCAUUGUGGGAAUCUGUCGUCAGACGUUCAGGUGUUUCCUCGUCCUGAGCCUGUCUUAGUGGAUGAAGAGGUGGAACCCAUCCCCCGAACAGUCAGUCCAGAUCUAGAAAUUGUGGGCUUUGUUGAAAUUGCUGACAUUUCCAGUCCUCCUGUAAUAUCCAGACACUUGGUACUUCCUGUUGCUGUAAACAAAGAUGUGGAUGAGGUUGGCACGGGGGCCACAGAUGAGCUUGAAGAGGAACCUUCUGCAAGCCAAAUGGCAGGAAAAAGUCCAAAUUUUUGUGUUCUUUUACAUGGAAGUUUGAAGGUUGAAGGAAUGAUAGCGCUGGUCCAGCUGGGGCCUGAGUGGUUUGGGAUGUUGUAUUCUCAAGCGGACAGCAAGAAAAAGUCAAACCUGAUGAUGUCUCUGUUUGAGCCUGGUCCAGAGCCUCUGCCUUGGCUGGGCAAGAUCUCAUUUUUGGGACCGAUCUCAGAGGCUGCUGAAAAUCCCUAUGGAGAGGACGACAGCAAAAGUCCCUUUCCUGUGCAGCCAUCGGUCAAACGAAGUUAUGCCCAGAACGUCACUGUGUGGAUAAAGGCCAGUGGAUUACAGACUGAUGUCCAAAAGAUCCUCAGGAAUGCGAGAAAGUUACCAGAUAAAACACAGACCUUUUAUAAGGAGCUGAACCGCCUGCGGAAAGCUGCCUUGGCUUUCGGUUUUUGGGAGCUGUUGAAGGGGGUAGCUGAUCUGCUGGAGAGAGAGUGCACAAUGCUGCCGGACUCGGCCCACCCAGACGCUGCUUUCCAGCUCUCCCAUGCUGCACAGCAGCUCAAACUGGCCAGCACUGGGGACUCCCAGUACGCGGAUUUUAAUCACACCAUUGUUCCCAUGCACACAGACUUCUCAAGCUGAGUCAAUCUGAAUUUCCACAAACGGACUGAAAUCUCACAGAGUCAGGUGGGAUAGACGGAGGUGGGAGGGCAUUUGGUGGAUCCAGAACGUUUUUGAAGAACAUUUGAGGAAACAAGUCAGAUAACUGAAAACACAAGUGUGUACAUAUUUUCUAGGUUUAUUCAGGAUUCGUUGUGUUUUUUCAUAAAUUCAUUCAGUGUCAUAACUCACCUUUUACAGGAGAUGGCUGCUAAGGUUAACAUUAAAAUUACAGGUCAACCUUUGGAAAUUAAAGAAAAAGAAACUGCAGAUGAUGAUUAACAGCAGAUUUAUUGUAGCCCAUACAGUAAAGGACACAAACUGCUUUGUGUGUUUUGUCACUGAUAUGCUUUUCCCUGAGCUUUGAGGGAUGAUUCAAUAAUAACUGUUGACAACACCGGUUUUCCCUCAUUCACACAUAAAUGCCUAUCAGAUAACAAGUGUUGGGUCUUAUGAUCAGUACUUGUUUGCAUUUGGUCAAAAAAUACCACAGCAGAUCAGAGGUGCGAAAAGAGAGGUUUCACACAGGAUGUCGAGUUCUAUUACUUCUGACGGUCUUCAAUUAUCUACAACAUGCGGUUUAUAUGAAAGAGAAACCAAUAGAUAUUAAAAUAGGGACUGUUUGUGUACUGAUGAGGUGUUGCAUCAUCUGUAGAGUCUUGAUGAUGGGUGUAAAGAGGGUCAAAUGUCAGCAAACUUAAAGUGGAAUAUAUUUGACCAGAGUAGGAUUUUGGAAUAUGAUAAUCUUGAAAAGGUGUCCAGAGAUAAGCAGGCAUCAGAGGUGUUUGAGGAAUGUGGUAUGUGAAUGUUAAUAAGCUUUCCUCUUUUUGGUGCGAAAACGCCUCUUCCUCUGCCUGUAAAGAUGACGGCAGUUGAUAACAAGGCC